GCUGGAGCGCCGUGCGUGGGCGGGCAAGCGCUACAGGCAUCACCGGCGAUCUGUAACAGCGCCAAUUGAGCCGCGGCGUGAACGCUGUCAUCGCUCGCUGCGUUGCUCGCGCGCUGGAGUACUGAGAGCAUUAACAGAGAGCAUUGCUUUGAGACGGCGCAGCGGUGCGAGCGCUUGCGAAACGCCUCGGAAAAACUUUAAAAACAGGAGCACGCGAUGGUCAAAGGCAACUGGGAGCGCCGAGUAGAACGAGCAGCAAAACAAAAAGCGGCGAAACGGGACGCCGCGGCAGCAAAAGCCAAGGGCCAGCUCGUCGACCCCCUGGACAUCCUGAACGCCAUCUUCCUCAAGGACCCCGACGCGAGCGUCUGGGUCGCAGGGCAAGGCAAUAAGCUCUGCGCGGCGUACUUUCGAAAUGGCGACUGCCCGAACCGCCGCUGCAAGUGGAGCCACGCCGAGACCCUCGCGCCCUGGAGCCCGUCCGCCACCGACGCGACGACGGAGCCGCCGCUCGAGCAAGUGCCGACGGUCGCCGCGCGGCUCGACGGCGUCGUGCCGAAGGCGGAAUACAACAGCGACUCGGUUCUCGCACCGGUCCCGGAGGGCGUCGUCGCGCGCGUGCUCGACUGGUGCUCGGCCUAUCGGGCGGGCGCCGCGGCGGCGACGUGCAGGGCGCUGCGGCGCGCAGUAUCCUUGUCCGUUGGUGUCCGCGCCCAGAAGGACGCCGCGCGGCCCCGCUUGCUCGCGGCGCGGCGGCGGCGCGUCCUACGAAUGGCGAGAAGCGUCCGGUUCGCCGGCGCGACCGUAGACGGCCGCCGCGCGCUCGCCUACGAUGCGGAGCAGCCCGACGUCUUCCGCGCGUUCUCCCGGCCGGCUCGGAGCCUACCGCGGCCCGCCCGCAAGAAGGCGCCGGCGGCGCGGCCGUUCAACAGUUUACUAGGGGAGGCCGCGGCGGCGCGCGCGGUCGCGGCGGUCAUCGGCGCGCUGCCCGACGCCGGCGCGGCGGCGGUCGCGGCGACGUCGAAGCGCCUCCGGGCUCUGACAAAGGCCGACGACGACUACCGGCGGCGGCGGCGGCGGGGCCUCGACGCGCGGACCUGUGUCCUUCGUGAACCUACACGCCAUCGAGCAGACGUUGGGUGCCUGACAUUUGAGUUCCACGCAGGCGCGGACCGCGCAGCGAAAGAAGAAGGGGAAGCGCCGCCAGGGCAAGGACACGCGGAAGAAGGACGAGUUCGCGCGCGGCCAAUGA
Molecule: messenger RNA, 1252 nt
Organism: Pelagomonas calceolata
Lineage: Eukaryota; Pelagophyceae; Pelagomonadales; Pelagomonadaceae
Source: the annotation of a GenBank genome assembly